AGUACAUGCGGUUUCAUCAUCGCACCAUCCCAAUACUCGUCUACCUCAAAGACCAUCACAAUCAUACAACACAUAAUGCCCGACGAACCCCGGAUCUGGCAGCAUUCCCGCCUGGUAGACGAGGCUGAAGUCAAGAAAUCAGGAUGUUUCACCACCCUGCCUGUCAGAGUCAGUCUCUACGACGAUGUUGCCGAUAACACGGCAAAACAUGGCAAUCGCGUCUGGCAUUGGUUCGUUGGCGAUGGACUGGACACGGCGACGAGUGAGACGUCCAGUCCUGUUGGUAAUCUGUGUAGCUUUUUUUAUCCUGAGUGCGCUCCGGGGAGAGUUGAGGUUAUGGCUCAUAUUCAUGAGUUACUGUUUAUUCAGAGAGAUAUACUCGAUGACGGUGGCUGCAAAGACGAAGACUCCACAGCAGCCAAGGACAAGAAAAGCCCCAGUGGGGCUACUGGAGCGACUCGGAUUGAACAGCGACUGUCGAUAUAUUUUUUACGGGCUGUCCAGAUUGAUCACAGCGCAGGAACUGAUAUUUUGGAAACGUAUAAGCGCAGCUGGCGACCAGAUGCAGACGCACAAUGUCCGAGCGGUAUCGACGAUUUUAACAACUUGUUCUUGAUGCGCCGAUCGAAGGCCAGAUUCAACUUAUAUUACUUCCUACUGGCAUUUAGCCAGGAAUUCAGGCUCAGUGCACUAGAUUGGGCAACAAUGAAUGAUCUCUUGCAUCUGUUUGAGUUGAUAAUGCUGCAUACGGGUGAUCUACAUGCCUGGGAAAAAGACAAGCAGUCUGGGAGUGGCUGGGCUCGGGCUCUCAACUUCAUCCCUUUCUAUAUGCGGACGGAGAAGUUGACAGAGGACCAAGCGAUGGAAAAAAUGAGACGCACGAUCCUUGACUACGAGAAACGGUUUAUCACAGCCAGAGAGCAGCUCUACAACCGAGGCUCUCUUUCCUUCCAUCUGCGCCGGUGGGCUGAAGUAUGCGGUGCAGCCAUAGCAGGGUAUCACUAUUGGUGCGCCAACUGUCCCCGGUUCAACCGGAUAGAUGGCCGGUUCGACGCAUCUGACAGCCAAUCGGCUGUGGUUGAGACACCGUCUUCAAAUGAAACAGAAUCCCUUGUGCAGGGCGAGACCGUGCUCCCCUACUUACAUGCACGGCCUAAUGCAGACAGCGAACCAGCCGACAACCCACCGCGCAAUGGCAACCUACUAGACGAUUCCGCUCUCCAGGGCCCAGUCAACUACAUACAGUCCCUCUCCUCAAAGAAAACCCUGACGAAACUAAUGGAAGCAUUCAAUAUCUGGCUUCACAUUCCGGAGGAGCAACUCUCCAUACUGAGCCAAGUAGUCGAAGAUCUUCACAACGCAUCCCUCAUUCUCGACGACAUCCAAGAUGAAUCAGAACUAAGACGAGGCAACGCCGCCACACACCUAAUCUACGGCGCCCCACAAUCCAUCAACAGCGCCACCUACAUGAUCACCCGUGUCUCCCAACUCCUUCACACCUCACAAAACGCCUCCCUACCCAUCUACUUCGAAGAACUCGAAAACCUCUUCAUCGGCCAAAGCUGGGACCUCCACUGGAAAUUCCACAAGAAAUGCCCGUCCGAGAACGAAUACUUCGAAAUGGUCGACAGGAAAACCGGCGCGCUCUUCCUAAUGCUACUCCGCCUAAUGCAAGCCUCAUCCCCAAUCUCCACCUCUUUCGACAUCACUCAUUUCUGCCAACUCAUGGGCCGAUGGUACCAAGUCCGAGAUGACUAUAUGAAUCUUCAGAGUGCCGAUUACUCCAAUCUGAAAGGGUUCUGCGAAGAUCUGGAUGAAGGCAAAUUCUCCUAUCCUGUUAUUCGAUGCUGCAAUACCAAUGACUCAGCUCGGGAUAUUAUCCUUGGUGCCUUUCAGACCCAUCGCGGGACGUCGGAGAAGUUAGCGCGCGCGACGAAGCUCCAAAUCCUUCGGUUGAUUGAUAGCACAGGGGCGCUGGAUCAUACGUGGAAGAUGGUUCGGGAUUUGCACAGGGAGAUUGAUGCGGAAAUUGAUGUUUUGGAGAAGAAACUGGGUGAGAAUCAGAUGUUGCGGGCGAUGAUUAAAGCUCUUGGGAAGGUGCCUGCGCCGGAUGUUUCGUGAGGUUGAAGUAUAUGUUGGAGGGUCACAUGCCAUUUUGCCUUGCCGGACGCACCUUUUGAUAGUUGGUAGAGCCAUCGUUGAUGUAACCUUUUUUUUUUUUUUUUCGAAAUUAGUGGCACUUGAGCGACAUUCUUGAGAAGACUGAUACAUACGACCACAGGGUGUGGAGAACAGGGCUUCCCGUCCGCUCAGCCGUACUUAAGCCAC
Aspergillus sclerotioniger CBS 115572 is the source of this 2328-nucleotide messenger RNA. Its product is annotated as bifunctional terpene synthase/polyprenyl synthetase family protein. Lineage: Eukaryota; Fungi; Ascomycota; Eurotiomycetes; Eurotiales; Aspergillaceae. Bases 76 to 2121 code for a protein of 681 amino acids. Gene Ontology annotation, biological process: isoprenoid biosynthetic process. Gene Ontology annotation, molecular function: prenyltransferase activity. The record is from RefSeq and is a predicted model, not a curated record. The transcript is spliced from 3 exons.